AUGGAUGUCCAUAUUCCUGGUCAUGAAGGGAUUGGUACCAUAGUGAAACUCGGAAGCGACGUGGGCAAUGAGCGUGCACUCGGCCAGCGGGUCGGGAUCAAAUGGAUUCACGAGACAUGUGGUGAUUGCGAAAUCUGUGAACGUGACUCGACUGCAUGCCCUAAUCAGCACAACUCUGGCCGCGAUAGGCCUGGCACGCUGCAAGAGUAUGUCACAGUUCCGGCAAAGCACGCUUCACCUAUUCCAGAUGGAAUCAGCGGUCAUAUAGCGGCGCCCCUGCUCUGUGCUGGCUUGACAAUUUUCUCUGCUGUAAAUAAGACAAAUAUACGGGAGGGUGACUUUUUGAUCAUUACUGGCGCUGGUGGAGGUUUAGGUCAUAUCGGAGUCCAAAUCGCCAAUCGACGAGGUUUCAAAGUCAUUGCGAUUGAUGCUGAAAGUAAACGACAAUUUUGCAUCGACAACGGUGCGCAGCAUUUUAUACCAUUUACGCAUCCGAGAAUCGAAGACGAAAUGCAAAAAAUAACUGGCUGCGGCGGCGCGCACGCUAUCAUAUGCUGUGCGGGUGCAGAGACGGGCUAUAAUCAAGCUCCUCGUCUACUCCGUCGAGGAGGCACAAUGGUUUGCGUCGGCCUGCCCGCCAACACAGCUUAUAAGAUUCCAAUUGGACCCUUUGAUAUGGUCGUGCAGGGCCUUAGAAUCGUUGGAACGUCAGUGGGGACGGAAGCAGAGCUACAAGAGCUACUGGCUCUAGCUGAGAAGUGCGAUAUCCUUCCAGUCACACAUGUCUUACCUUUAGAGAAGUUUGAAGAGGCGAUAGAGGCUGUGAAGACAUCUGCCAUUUCUGGGAAAAUGGUUCUGAGAAUGGCCUCCUAG
Messenger RNA from Talaromyces amestolkiae, 873 nucleotides. RefSeq lists its product as uncharacterized. Gene Ontology annotation, molecular function: zinc ion binding; oxidoreductase activity. The coding region runs from base 1 to 873 and encodes 290 amino acids. The transcript has 4 exons. Lineage: Eukaryota; Fungi; Ascomycota; Eurotiomycetes; Eurotiales; Trichocomaceae. The record is from RefSeq and is a predicted model, not a curated record.